Miscanthus lutarioriparius is the source of this 1185-nucleotide messenger RNA. Lineage: Eukaryota; Viridiplantae; Streptophyta; Magnoliopsida; Poales; Poaceae. The record is from the annotation of a GenBank genome assembly.
AUGGCCGGCGCUCGCGCGACGCCGACGCGGACACCCCCGCGGUCGUCUUCCCUGGCGCCCCGCACCGAGGCGGUAGUCCCGUCGGACUGGGCCUGCGUUGUAACGACCGUCUCCUCCGACCCCACGCCACCGGUGGUCGUCGUGUGCGGACCCAAGAACAGCGGCAAGUCCACCUUCUCCCGCGUCCUCCUCAAUGCUCUGCUCCCCAGGCAAGCCACCUCCAUAGAGCAUGGUAAGGUUGGUUAUCUGGACACCGACGUUGGGCAGCCGGAGUUCGGGCCGCCGGGGUGCCUCUCGUUCCAUGUCCUCGACGAAGCUAUCGCAGAUUUUCUGAACCCAACUCUACGGGAAGCUGAAAGGUGCUACUUCUUUGGUGACAUUUCUUCGAAAAGAGAUCCAGAAACAUAUCUGAAUUGCCUAUUCCAUUUGUAUGACUAUUUUGUUGGAAAAUAUCGAUGCGAUGAGAAUGAAAUGCUACCACUAAUUGUCAAUACUCCUGGAUGGGUAAAAGGUGCUGGUUUUGAUAUGCUCGUAGAGAUGCUAAGGUUUAUCUGCCCCACAAUAGUUGUUCAGAUACGCAUCACAAUGCAGAGCAAGAAUCUCCCUGAUGGAGUGUUUUGGCUAGAUGGUGGACAAACAGGACCUAAGAUGAUUAACAUUGAUGCUGCGUUCCAUGAUGCCUCGAAUAGAUCGUUGUUAAUUCAGAAAGAUUCAGGUGGAAUGCGUGAACGCCGACUUGUGGAGUACUUGAAGCAAUGUUUUCCAAGCAACAUAUCUCUAUCAACUAAUAAGGAGCUUGCUCAUGCACUAGCUUCACUUCCACCUUAUCAAGUGCUAUUUUCAGAUGUUACAGUUGUGCAUCUUCAUUGCGAGGUACCUGCUGGUGAGAUAUGGCGUAGUCUGAACGCAACCAUAGUUGGUUUGGCAGUUUCUAAUGCAUCGGAGGGAACCAGAUCAGUCCCUUAUUGUGUUGGGCUAGGCAUCGUCAGGGGUGUCGACGUUCAAAAAGGCCUGUUAUAUCUAAUAACUCCUGUCCCUCUCCAGCGCCUGCAAAGCAUAGAUCUUUUGCAACAGGGUCUCAUUGAGAUACCUACUACUCUUUUGCAGGUCCGCGGAUGUGUGUCGCCAUACAUGUCGACAAAUGUGCUUCACAAGAUAUCAGAAAGGGAUUUAUAUGCUGGGUGA